Betta splendens (Siamese fighting fish) is the source of this 1568-nucleotide messenger RNA. RefSeq names its product arylamine N-acetyltransferase, pineal gland isozyme NAT-10-like. The record is from RefSeq and is a predicted model, not a curated record. Bases 370 to 1245 code for a protein of 291 amino acids. Gene Ontology annotation, molecular function: acetyltransferase activity. The transcript has 2 exons. Lineage: Eukaryota; Metazoa; Chordata; Actinopteri; Anabantiformes; Osphronemidae.
UUUGUUUAUUCAGUUGAUGUCUGUGGAAUCGUAAACGGGUCAGGUCACAUGAUUUCACCUUAAGCGUGGGCGUGACUUCACAGCUUCGACAGAACAGGCACUUAAUGAGUUUAUGAACUCAUCAAGUUCGAAGAGUCGUUAAUUCAAAAACGAGCAAACGCACUAAGGUGUGAACCGAUCCUCUCUAACAAUUUGUACAGGACUUGAACGCGACUUUGAUCGGAAGUUUAGGUACAGAAACAGGAAAUAGAAAUAGCAGAAUAAGGUCGUUCAGCACUCAGAAACUUCUGCAAGCUUUUGCUUUAAGGUGACGUGUUGGCGCCAGAGAAAAGCAUCAGAUUUCACAAAACUGUUUCACUUUCAAACAAUAUGAAAGGAAAGAUGAAUUUGGAUGAGUACUUCAGGCGGAUUGGUUUCCAUGGCUCCUACAGCAAACUGGAUCUUGCAACCCUGAAGCUGAUCCACAAGCAACACGUCAUGUCACUCCCAUUUGAAAACCUCAGCGUUCACUGUGGUGAUAAGAUCACUAUGGACCUGGAGGUCAUUUAUGAUAAGAUUGUGAGGAACAGUCGCGGGGGUUGCUGUUUGGAGAACAAUUCUCUCUUCGGCUGGGUCCUGAGAGAAAUGGGCUACGACACCGUGACCCUGGGCGCUAGGGUUGACAUAGAUGGCUGCGGUUCCACUGACAAUCACCUUGUCAACAAGGUGGUCAUCGAUGGAAAGUCUUACAUAGCAGAUGUCAGCUAUGGAAUGUCUUUCCAAGUGCGGGAGCCUCUGGAGCUGGUCUCUGGGAAGGACCAACCUCAGGCAGCGGGCAUCUUCCGUCUUAUUGACCAGGGGGACGUGUGGGUGCUGGAGAAGACAAGCAGAAAACCGAAGCUUGUCAACCCAGAAUUUAACAAAUUAAACCUGGUGAACAGGGAUGAAACAAAAGAGAUCUACCGCUUCAGCUUGACACCUGUGGAGGUUGAUCACUUCUUUGAAAUAUGCCACUUUCUUCAGACAGACCCCAACUCACUUUUUAUCAACAAGUCCAUCUGCUCUUUGCAGACACCCACAGGUUUUCGAGGGCUCAUUGGCUGGACCUACAGCGAGGUCACGUACAAACCAGAGGAGGGGAUUGAUGUUAUAGACAUAAGGGAUAUAUCAGAUGAUGAAAUAGAUCAAACUCUGAAGGAAAAGUUCAACAUAAAACUGCAGAACAAACUGCAGCCUGUGAACAACAAAACAUGCUUCACCAUCUGAACAAUGUCUUGUUUAAAGUGCUAGUAGUUGUCCUGAAUUUUGGCAACCUGAUUUUUAAAACAUUCAUUAACAAAGGUUAUCAGUACUUUCCAUUUGUAUAUGAAAAAGUCAGUUUUCUGGUUAUGUUAUGACAGAAAGGACUAAAAAUAAUGAAUGAAUGUAUUGUCAUUGUAUUAAUUGUGUUAUUGAUACAGUUUCCUGAAAACAUAAUGAAGUAUUGUGUUUAAAUAAAGUCAUAAUAAGUCAUAAUGAAUUCAUAAUAACAACAUAACAUAAUGGAAACUUUAUAGUUUGGAAAAUAAAAAUAAAUCAGUACCCUAAAA